Molecule: messenger RNA, 696 nt
Organism: Lolium rigidum
Lineage: Eukaryota; Viridiplantae; Streptophyta; Magnoliopsida; Poales; Poaceae
Product: vacuolar protein sorting-associated protein 24 homolog 1-like
Exons: 8
Coding region: 1-696 (231 amino acids)
Biological process (GO): endosome transport via multivesicular body sorting pathway; protein transport; late endosome to vacuole transport
Cellular component (GO): multivesicular body; ESCRT III complex
Source: RefSeq, a predicted model, not a curated record
AUGGACGUCUUGAAGGGCCUGCUGAAGCCGCGGCCGACGCCGCAGCAGUUGCUGCGUGAGUGGCAGCGCCGCCUCCGGAACGAGCGCCUCGUCCUCGACCGCCGCAUCCGUGAGGUGCAACGGGAGGAGAAGAAGGUGGAGAAAGCGAUCAGGGAGGCUGCCAAGCGCAACGACCUAGCAUCGGCCAAGACUCUCGCUAAGGAACUGGUGAGAUCAAGACAUGGUGUAAACCGUCUUCAUGAAAACAAGGCACAACUGAAUUCGGUUUCAAUGCGUCUUGGAGAAGUUAUUGGGACCGAAAGGAUGGUUGGUUGUCUGUCGAAGAGUGCUGAAGUUAUGCAAAUUAUUAAUUUACUAAUGAAAGCCCCAGCAUUGGCAGCCACAAUGGAACAAUUCACCAAAGAAAUGAUAAAGGCAGAGGUGAUGGAAGAGAUGACGAGUGACAUGAUUGAUUCGGCUUUGGACUUUGAGGACAUGGAGGAUGAAAUUGAAGAGGAGGUUGACAAGGUUCUUGCUGAAUUAGCAGCUGAGACUUCCUCACAGCUACCAGCAGCAGCCAGGGCGCAGGGGAUGAAGCAAGUCUCAGUGGGCAGGGCUCAAGGAGAGCAACAAGCUGUUGCUAAGGGCGCCGACGAUGAAGAAGGAUAUUUAAAACUAAAAGAGAUCAGAUCACGGCUUGCCAAUGUGAGGUCAUAA